AAUGGUAGAAUGAAUACUUACAAAAUAUUUACCCAAAUUAUGAAUUACCUAUACUUAAAAUCAGACGCAAGGACGUUAUAAAAGUUCAGUUUUGUGAAUCUUAAGCUUAUUCUGCAGGUUAUCAAACUUACACUCCCGUAAGGCUUUGCAAUCACACAAUGAAUAACAAAGUAACAAUAUUUUUUCACCGGCGUUGUUAGAUAAGCCAUCGCGAUAAAUAUUCUUGAUAAAUUCAAAUUCUGCAAAACAUAAAUUUUUAUUGUAAAUGUUUCUUUCAAGUUGAUUUCUCAACAUGUCACUCCUAAUAAUCAUAUUUUUUGCCUUUUUCGGUAUGAGUUAUGCGAAUGAAAGCCGUAUCGUAGCAUGCCUAGAAGCCAGAUCAGUUGAUCCAGGUAAUCUAUCAAAUUUUUUGAAGAAUGAAGACUUACGAGAAAUUCAGAACAAUUCACAAAAGUGCAUGCUGUUUUGUAUUCUGAAAGAAGCAGUUGAACCACCAUUUAUACAUGAUAAUGGAACAAUAGAUAUUGGUGAGCUGCGGCAACACUUAUUGUCAAUUGCAGAAUUCAAGUAUCAACGACAAGAAAUUCUCACCCUGGCUCAAAUUUGUGCGACUAUUCAAAAUGAAGCAACGUCUGACGAAUGUGAAAAAGCUUACAAUUUUGUGACGUGUUUUCAAAAUGUAAAAAGAAUGUACUGUCAUAAUUUAUUCCCUUGCGGCGAUGAAGAUGAUGAUAAUUGCCAUGUCAAAUGGUUUGAUUUAGAUUUGAGUAAACAAAGUUCUCAGAAAUUCAACUACACUACAGCUACUGACUGGCUAAGAGAUAGAGAUGAAGUAUCCAAAUGUCGAUUUCUUUGCAUGUCACGAAUGCUGAAUUAUGUGGAUGCAGCCGUGAUUAUGAAUCAAAAACUAAUUUCUCGGAUUUCAAAACCAUAUCCUAUGCUGAUCAAAAAAAAGAUUGAGAGUGCUAUUCGAGCAUGCGCUGAAAGAAAUGAACUUGAUCCCUGUGAAAAAUGGUACCAAUUCGCCAGAUGCCAAAUAAAUCUUGUGAAUAAGGUUCAAGAUCUCUUGUAGCCGACAAUCGAGACAUUUUCUUCAGUAUAAACAACUCAUCAUCACAUUUAAAGUUACAUCAUCUGCAUAGUUUUAAAAAUUCAAGAAAAAAUGUAUUAUACUUAACAGUUUUAAUAAAUAAAAACGAAUAAAAACCACAACAAAACAAAAGUGUUGAACAUAUUGACAAGUUUGUACACAGAUUAUAAUAACAAUUAAAAUACAAAACUCUGUUUUUAAAACUUCUGAAUAAAUAUAAAAAUGAACAAUUUUUCGAUACACUCAACAAAAUGGAAAGCAAUAUUUCAUUACUGUUAUACGUACACGAUACAUAGCUACUGAUGAAAUACGAUUAUCUUUACACAAGAUUAUGGUAGAACAAGAAAUGCAUCAAUUUUAGAAAACUGAGAUGAAAACUGGUCAAUUCAUGACGAUGAUGAAAUAAUAUUGUAAAAAUACAGCUAAUAUUAAUGCAUCUCUUUACAGUUUUUAGGACACUUCAAUGGUUUACUAUUUACGUGGAAAAUAUAUAAGUAUAAAUAAGUAUAAAAUAAAUAGUUUGAAAUAAUUA
Molecule: messenger RNA, 1622 nt
Organism: Planococcus citri (citrus mealybug)
Lineage: Eukaryota; Metazoa; Arthropoda; Insecta; Hemiptera; Pseudococcidae
Exons: 10
Coding region: 293-1072 (259 amino acids)
Molecular function (GO): odorant binding
Source: RefSeq, a predicted model, not a curated record